Molecule: messenger RNA, 1419 nt
Organism: Nerophis lumbriciformis (worm pipefish)
Lineage: Eukaryota; Metazoa; Chordata; Actinopteri; Syngnathiformes; Syngnathidae
Source: RefSeq, a predicted model, not a curated record
AUGGAUGCUGCGUGGAGCAAUUUCCUCUUCCAGAAUGCUCCCACCCAAAACCAAGUGGAGGGGAGCCUCCAAUCGGAGCUCAUGGCGGUCCACACGAGCUCUCCCCAAACCCCACCCACCGAGCACGUAGCUCAGCCUCCCUCCACCGUGGACACCACCGCUCUCAAAGAGGAGCCCAUGCCCAUUGAGCCGAUGUCCCGACCAGCCCGCGUGCCGCAUAUCUGCGCCAUUUGCAACAAGCAGUUCAAGAACAACUACAACCUACGCCGGCACCAGUCGGUCCACACAGGGGUACGCAUGAAGGACAGGGCCAGAGAGCAGGCGGAGGGGGCGCAGGAGGGCGCCGCCGGCCAGCUGCUGGCGGCGGUUGUCCCCUCGGUGAUGGCGGCGGCAGGGGCUGGAGGGAAGGCGGAGAGGACCCCCGGCGUGCCCCUCACCCUGCUGCACCUCUCCGCUCUUCCCUUUCUCGUCCCGCCCGCCCCGCCACCGCCGUCGGUCAGUCAGGACGCACCCCAAUUAGUGGCUAGUGUUAACCCCCCCCUUGCUCCGCCUCCUGCUGCUGUCGUCAUGGCCACAGGGGCGACAGUACAGCGGCCGGCCAAUCAGAACCCCACGCCAGUGAGGAAGAACCACGCGUGUGAGACGUGCGGGAAAGCCUUCCGCGAUGUUUACCACCUUAACCGCCACCGCCUGUCCCACUCGGACGAGAAGCCCUUUUCCUGUCCGAUCUGCCAGCAGCGAUUCAAGAGGAAGGACCGCAUGAGUCACCAUGUGAGAUCCCACCAGGGUGGCGUGGAGAAACCUUACAUCUGCCCUCACUGCAGCAAGGCUUUCUCAAGGCCUGACCAUCUCAACAGUCACGUGCGACAGGUGCACUCCUCCGAGCGGCCGUUCAAAUGUCCGACGUGCGAGUCCAGUUUUGCCACGAAGGACCGCUUGCGCGCACAUAUGAUCCGCCAUGAAGAAAAGGUCCCGUGCCACAUCUGCGGAAAACUCCUGUCGGCCGCUUACAUCACAGAUCACAUGAGGGUGCACAACCAAUCGCAGCACCAUGUGUGUCACCUGUGCAACCGCAGUUUCACUACUUUGACGUACCUGCGCGUCCAUGCCCAAAAGCACCACGGCCAGGAAUGGAAGGACAGCCCGGGCGGCUUUGGUGGCACGGCGUCCGGCGGCGUCCUGGUCUGCCAUCUUUGCGGCGUCCACUGCAAGACGCCCACCCAGCUCCAAGGCCACAUGGGUACCCACGCCAACAGUCAGGGCGCCCAGAGCCCCGCCUCUUCCGACGCAGUCGCCGGCAGCUCCGUCUCGCUCGCCAACAUGGUGACCGCGCCCACUGUCUACGUGGCCGGCGGCGCCGUGGUUGACCUGCUGGUCACGGACUGCUCCAGCAUCGCCGCACCGCAGUCGCAGAGUUAG